Papilio polytes (common Mormon) is the source of this 2387-nucleotide messenger RNA. Its product is annotated as palmitoyltransferase ZDHHC6. Gene Ontology annotation, biological process: protein palmitoylation. The coding region runs from base 370 to 1542 and encodes 390 amino acids. The transcript is spliced from 8 exons. The record is from RefSeq and is a predicted model, not a curated record. Gene Ontology annotation, molecular function: palmitoyltransferase activity. Gene Ontology annotation, cellular component: Golgi apparatus. Lineage: Eukaryota; Metazoa; Arthropoda; Insecta; Lepidoptera; Papilionidae.
UUGAUCGAAUACAGUUAAGGAUUUAAUUUGUUAACGAUGCAUAACAGAAGUUCAUCAAAAAUGACUGAUUAACAAUUUUGCAAUUUGGGAAACUGAAUGAUUAAGGGCAUUAUUAUCUGUAAACAUUAUUUAUUGACUUUAUGAACGAAUCACUUAAGUCAAAGAGAAAUGUCAACAAUGUCAAUAAUAAAACAUGACCAGUGCGCGUAAAGGCGGUUUGCGUUCUCGAAAUAAAUAAUUCUUAUUCUAAUUAUAUUUCAUAGUUUUAAAAAUGAUGUAAACAGGUUUUGCUUUUGUUAUACUUUCAAAUAAUUCAGGAGUUUUAGUCAAAAAACUGGGAUUUUCUAAACCUUGCAGCAACUGUUUGCAAUGGGCUCGUCUCCAUUUCGCAGACUCCUGCACUGGGGUCCUAUAGCGGUUUUAUGUAUCAUCAAAUUGAUAACAUUGGCGAUGGUACAUCUGAUUGGCAUGUGGUGGCCACCGCACUCGUCCAUCUCUGCAGCAUUGCAUGCUGCUACCUUUUUAAGUUUAGCAGUUUCCACACUGUAUUUUUUCCUUCAGUCUUUAUUGGAAGGACCUGGCUUUGUACCACUGGGUUGGAGACCAGACAAUGAAUUGGACAUUUUAAAACUUCAGUUUUGCACAAUUUGUAAUGGCUACAAGGCACCUCGGUCACAUCACUGCAGGCAAUGUGGCUACUGUGUAAUGAAAAUGGAUCACCAUUGUCCUUGGAUUAACUGUUGCGUAGGGCACAGCAACCACGGUUACUUCACUCUAUUCCUGAUAUCUGCAGUGUUUGGAUGCUUGCAUGCUUCUAUUGUUCUGUCAAUUUGUGUUUACCAUGCAAUCAAUCGUGUGUGGUAUAUGCACAAUGGCACAGGCCAGGAGCCCAUCGUCUACCUCACUCUAACCACACUCCUCCUGACCCUGUUAGCUGUCGGUAUGGCCAUAGGAGUGGUCCUGGCUGUAGGCACUCUACUAUUCCUACAGAUUCGUGGCAUCCUCCGCAACCGCACUACAAUUGAGGAUUGGAUAAUGGAGAAGGCGGCGAACCGUCGCGAGGAGCAGGGGCUGCCGACCUUCGUGUUCCCCUAUGACCUGGGCUGGCGCUGCAACCUGAACUUCCUGCUGCACAGCCAUCGCUACGACGGCCUGCACUGGCCGCUGCGCCUUGGUUGUGGACAGUAUGACCUUACUAUGGAGCAGAUAGCGCAGAAGGAGGAGAAGCGGCUGCGGUCGCGGCUGUUCGUGGCGCAGGAGGAGUACGGGGGGCAGUGGGUGCCGCUGCGGCGGCCGCGCGCGGCGCUGGCGGCGCCCUGCAGCGCGGAGCCCCGCCUGGCGCUGCGCCCCGGGGACCUCGUGCGCGCCACCAGGCAGCGCAGGCACUGGUUGUUCGGCGAGCUGGUAGUGCGGUCGGCUCGCGGGCCGCGCGGCUGGUUCCCCAGCGCGGUGGCGGCGCCGGCCGACGCGCGCGCGCUCGCCCUCGCCCGCGACACCGAGCGCGCACAACACGCACAGCACGCACACGCCAAGCCAGACUAGCGCUGACAUUAACUUUUAUAUUUUGACACGAAAUAUUUUUAUACACAUAUUUUUUAUAUUCACACUGUAAAAAUCAGUUGUGAAUAUUCUCUACAAUUUUUUUUUUUUUUUAGUUUUUAGACAAAAACUAUAUAAUACUUGUGACCUCAGUUAUGUAGAUGUUUUUAAACUAUGAGAGGAUAAAUAUUCGUUUUAGAAAUUUUCACGACUACUGUAGUAAUUUAGAUGAAAUUUUCAUAUCAACUUAUUUUAUACAAUGAAUAUCUGUAAUAAAUAAAGUUUUCAACUAGAUCACAUUUUUAAAAUCUAACAUUUGGUGUUAAUUAACAUAUUCUUAAGUAGGUAUAUUAUGCAAAGGAAUUAGUAUGUAUUAUACUGAAUAAUUCUGUGAUGCUGAAGCAUUUAUGUUGACAUAUUUUUAAAAAGAUAAACAUUCUAUCAAUCAAUAAACAAUGUAAACAGCCUGUACAUUGUCAGUUUUUGUAUAAGUGUAGUGUAUGCUUCUUCAUAACUGAUUUGUGAUGUUCCUAGUUGUGCCAAAGGAUUCUUGCACUCAAGAUAUCUGCAGUAAAUAACCAUUUACUAGGAAAGGGUACAAUGAAAUGAUAUUGUUUAUUUGCUGUUCUCAACAAGCCGAUGAUGUUUUUCUGCAGGAUUUUGUUAGUAAAUUGGAGUACAGUCGAAUGUAUUAAUUUAUGGUGCUUCAAAGACUGUUUUGCUGUUUAAUUUUAUUUCAUGUAAAAAUAAUAAAUAUAAGGGUAUAGAAUAAGGUCAAUGUAAAUACUACAUUCUGUAGGAAUUAAUAAUUCUGGAACAUUCUUCUGUAGUCAUACUUAAUUUUAAAA